Populus euphratica (Euphrates poplar) is the source of this 2135-nucleotide messenger RNA. Its product is annotated as glutamate-rich WD repeat-containing protein 1-like. Gene Ontology annotation, cellular component: nucleolus. The record is from RefSeq and is a predicted model, not a curated record. Bases 110 to 1546 code for a protein of 478 amino acids. Gene Ontology annotation, molecular function: protein binding. The transcript has 12 exons. Lineage: Eukaryota; Viridiplantae; Streptophyta; Magnoliopsida; Malpighiales; Salicaceae. Gene Ontology annotation, biological process: ribosome biogenesis.
AGUAGCUUCCCAAACCCCCUCUGCAUCCAUCCUCAUAAUCAGCACCUCUUCGAGAACCUUGAAGGAAGAAAAAAGGGGUGGGGGGGGGGGGGGGGGCAAGUGGCAAAAAAUGGUCCGCAGCAUAAAAAAUCCAAAGAAGGCAAAGAGAAAGAACAAGAAAGGAGAUGAGUCAUCUUCUUCUUCAUCAAUACCAUCCAUGCCUACGAAGGUCUGGCAACCAGGUGUCGACAAGCUUGGAGAAGAAGAAGAACUUGAGUGUGACCCUACCGCUUACAAUUCCCUUCACGCCUUUCACAUUGGCUGGCCCUGCUUAAGUUUUGAUGUAGUGCGCGAUUCACUUGGUUUGCUUCGGACUGAUUUUCCACACACAGUGUAUUUUGUUGCUGGAACUCAGGCAGAAAAACCUGAUUGGAACUCAAUUGGAAUAUUUAAAGUGUCUAAUGUUUCUGGAAAACAACGUGAAUUGGUGCCCUCCAAAACUACAGCUGGUGACUCUGACAUGGAUACUGAUAAUAGUGAUAGUGAUGAAGACAGCGAUGAUGAAGAAGAGGGAGGAUCGGCAACACCUGUUUUGCAGUUGCGCAAGGUUGCUCAUAGAGGAUGUAUUAAUCGUAUUCGUGCUAUGACACAAAAUCCCCAUAUAUGUGCUUCUUGGUCCGAUGCUGGUUAUGUUCAGAUAUGGGAUUUCAGCACUCAUCUGAAUGCUUUGGCAGAGUCAGAAACAGAAGUUCCCCGGGGAGGUUCUUCAGUUUUUAAUCAAGCUCCAUUAUUUAACUUCAAAGGGCAUAAAGAUGAAGGCUAUGCUAUAGAUUGGAGUCCUCGUGUUGCUGGAAGGCUGGUAACUGGUGACUGCAAGAACUGUAUUCACUUAUGGGAGCCCACAUCUGGUGCAACAUGGAAUGUUGAUGCUACUCCAUUUACUGGUCACACUGCUAGCGUAGAAGAUCUACAAUGGAGUUCCACAGAAGAUCAUGUGUUUGCCUCUUGUUCUGUGGAUGGGCAUAUUGCAAUAUGGGAUGCACGUCUGGGGAAGUCACCAGCUAUUUAUUUCAAGGCACAUAAUGCAGAUGUAAACGUGAUUUCCUGGAACAGGCUGGCUAGUGUCAUGUUGGCAUCUGGAAGUGAUGAUGGAACAUUUUCUAUUCGUGAUCUUAGAUUGUUAUCACCAAAAUCGCAGGAAGAAGAUAAAUCUUUAGUGGCACAUUUUCAAUACCAUAAGCACCCUAUCACAUCCAUCGAGUGGAGUCCACAUGAAGCCUCCACAUUGGCAGUUUCAUCAUCUGAUAAUCAACUGACAAUAUGGGACCUUUCCCUGGAAAAGGAUGAGGAAGAGGAAGCAGAGUUCAAAGCUAAAACAAAAGAGCAAGUAAAUGCCCCAGCAGAUUUGCCGCCUCAACUUUUGUUUGUUCAUCAGGGACAAAAAGACUUGAAAGAACUUCACUGGCAUGCUCAGAUUCCAGGAAUGAUUGUGUCUACUGCCUCAGAUGGUUUUAACAUCUUGAUGCCUUCAAACAUACAGAGUACUCUUCCCUCUGAAGGUGUUUGAAACUUCAAGAUUUUGUAAACAGAAAUCUGAGUAGGACAACCAGCUUGUGUUUGAAUGGCAUUGAUGUUGUGCUGUCUUCUUCUUCCUGUUCUCAAUGUGCCUUUCUUCCUCCUUUUAAGGAAGAUUGAUGCGGUAAAGGUUUCUUCAAAAAGCAAGUAGCUUCAUAUAUAUAUAAUGUCUGUUAUGGAUGUGCUUCACGGGAAAGAGUAGCUGCCUCAUCGCGGAGCAUUAAGCUUUGGCAUCUUUAUCGUUGUACUUGAAGUCCAAAUAACCCUUCUGGCUGGAUGUUUCCAGUGUAUUGCAGAUAAACCCGUGUUGGUAGUCAGCCUAUAAUCCACAAAGUAAGAAACAAAAAUUGAAUUAUAGCAGCAUUGUGGUAAUAUGAAUUAUGAGCAAUUGAUUUAGUUAUUCUUUCAGCUAGUGUACAAGUGUGCGGCCGAAAUAGCAGGACAUAUCUUGGUUUUGUAUUUGCAUUGCGAGCGGGAAAUCACUUGAGUGCGGCAUUUGCAUGGUGAAUGUUGCCAUUUUAUUCUUUGCCAAUGUAAUCUACAGUCUUAGUUUCUAAAGACAAUUGGCUUUUACGUUGCUU